Fundulus heteroclitus (mummichog) is the source of this 1657-nucleotide messenger RNA. RefSeq names its product tripartite motif-containing protein 35. Gene Ontology annotation, molecular function: zinc ion binding; protein binding. NCBI's taxonomy places the organism in Eukaryota, Metazoa, Chordata, Actinopteri, Cyprinodontiformes, Fundulidae. The transcript has a single exon. Bases 165 to 1526 code for a protein of 453 amino acids. The record is from RefSeq and is a predicted model, not a curated record.
AGUAAUCACAUGUUCUUCCUCCUCAUGCACAUAACGACAGAAUUCACAGUUGAAACUCAGAUAACAGAUAAGAUCAACGAUGAGAGCAGAGCCAAAACUUUUCAAGGUGGAUCCAUGAGAGACCUAUCGUCCUCCUGGACUGUUUUCGCCUGGAGAUCGAAGGAAUGUCGAUGAUACUGGAGCAGGACCUGCGUUGCUCCAUCUGUCAGGACACCUUUAAGAAUCCUGUCGUCUUGCUGUGCAGCCACCACUUCUGUAGAUCCUGCCUGAAUAACUGGUGGGAAGGGAAAAUAUUGCUGGAGUGUCCACUCUGCAAAUCCUGUUCUCCCCCAAGAGACCCUCCUGACAACUUGGCGAUGCGGAUGAUUGUUGAGGCGUUCCAACAAAGAACCUGCAGUCUGCAUGGUGAGGAACUCAAACUCUUCUGUGUGGAGGACAAGCAGCCUUUGUGUCCCGUUUGUCAGCAUUCAGAUGAACACAUUGGACACCAGGUGAAACCUAUUUCUGAAGUCACUGAGGUCCAGAAGAAAGAGCUCAGAAAGACUCUGGAGCCAUUACAGGAGAAGCUGAAGGUCUUCAAAGAGGAGAAAGAAACCUUGGAUCACACAGCUGAACAUGUUAAGCUCCAGGCCAAACACACUGAGGGACGCAUCAGGGUGCAGUUCAGGAAGCUACGUCUGUUUCUCCAAAAGGAAGAAGAAACCAGGAUUGCUGCUCUGAGGUCAGAAGAAAGCAAGAAGACUCGUGAGUUAAGCCUAAAGAUUGAUGCCCUGAGUAAAGAGGUUGAUGCUCUUUCACGCACAAUCAGAGACACAGAAGAAAUGCUAAAAGCUGAAGAUGCCUCGUUGCUGCAGAGCUUCAAGACCGCCGUACAAAACAUCCGACAGCGCACCCUGCUGGAUAACCCAAAGCCUGUCUCAGGAGCUCUGAUAGAUGUGGCCAAACACCUGGGCAACCUGGGCUUCAACAUCUGGAACAAGAUGAAACAUCUGGUGUCCUACACUCCUGUGGUUCUUGAUCCAAACACAGCAAACUCUGAGCUCAUCCUCUCUGAGGAUCUGACGAGUGUGAGAUGUGGGCAGAAAAAGGGCGUUCCGGACAACCCGGAGAGGUUUGACUUCUUCCGCAUCGUCCUGGGCUCUGAGGCCUUCAUGUCAGGAACCUACAGCUGGGAUGUUGAGGUUGGAGACAACACAGACUGGUUUGUGGGCGUCGCUUCGCAGGGCGUGCAAAGGAAAGGAAAGCAUCCAAGCCGUUUAUGGAGAAUCGGGUGCAUUGAUGGUAAAUACAUUGCCCGCUCCAUGUCCGAUCCAUCCACUGAUCUAUCACCCAUCAGAAAGCUGAAGAGGAUCAGAGUCCUACUGGACUGGAACAGAGGGAAGCUGCUGUUCUUCGACCUCGACACCGACACACACAUUCACACCUUCUCACAUACAUUUACUGAGAAACUGUUCCCAUAUUUCAACACUGUGAAUGAAUCCCCUCUCAUUAUACUGCCGGAGAACCUCCGCGUAAAGCCGAAUUAAAACAGACAGCGGUGCCGACGGAAAAGAAUGUCGUGCAUCUGCACACUUCCUGUUAACAAAAGAUAUAUAAGCCACCAUAUAAAUCAUGCUCUGUUUCUGGAGAACCAGAGCAUAAACAAAUGUGCAGAUUU